UACUCGGUGCGAAAACGUGCGACAGCAGGGCGGCACCGGUGGGGCCUUCACCCGUGCAGGGGGAUCAGCAGGGUGCCCUUGCUGACAGCCGCCCCUGGGUCUCAUAGCCGAGCCCUAACUCGCCCGACUGAGCCUCUCUUUCCCGGACCCCCGCCCUAGUGGGAGGUGCCAAGUGCUGAGGGCAGCCGUGCCCUCACUCAAGAUGGCGGCGGGCGCCGGAAGCGGAAGGGGAGGUGUGCGUGGCGCGGCCACACGUGGAGCAGCAUGGCGCGGGGCGGGCGGCUCCGGUCGGGCGCCGCUGCCAAGCUGAAGCGGUGGCGGAAGGGCCACAGCAGCGACAGCAACCCCGAGACGUGCCGGCACCGGCUGGCAGCCCGCAGCCGCUUCUACAGCCGGCCCGCGGAGAAAAGUAACCUGACAGUGGAUGCGGUGAAGCUGCACAAUGAGCUGCAGUCAGGGUCCCUGCGUUUGGAGAGGACAAGUGACAGUACCCAGCUCCGUAUGGAGGAGGAUGGUGCUGAAGAAGCUGCAACAGAGAAGUCCUCUGGUACCUUCCUGAGUGGGCUGAGCGACUGCACCAACGCCACCUUCAGCAAGGUGCAGCGCUUCUGGGAAUCCAACUCUGCUGCUCACAAAGAGAUCUGUGCUGUGCUGGCAGCAGUGACAGAGGUGAUCCGCUCGCAGGGGGGCAAGGAGACUGAGACAGAGUACUUUGCUGCACUGAUGACCACGCUGGAGGUGGUGGAGUCCCCUGAGUCAAUGGCUGCUGUUGCCUACCUGCUUAACCUCGUCCUGAAGCGGGUCCCAAGCCCUGUGCUUAUAAAAAAGUUCUCUGAUGCUUCAAAAACCUUCAUGGGUAUCGUGUCCUCUCAGGCCUGCAGCAGCUCCACCUCUGCCCUGCGAUGGGUCCUGUCUUGCCUGGCCACGCUGCUGAGGAAGCAGGACUUGGCAGCCUGGAGCUACCCUGUCACCCUCCAGGUCUAUCAUGGCUUGCUGAGCUUCUGUGUUCACACCAAGCCCAAGGUGCGGAAAGCAGCGCAGUACGGUGUGUGCUCUGUUCUGAGGGGCAGCGAGUUUAUGUUUGGGGACGCAGCUCCUGAGCAUCACCCUGCAGCACCCUCCACCGCCAAGUUCUGCGUGCAGGAGAUUGAAAAAGCUGGAGGCACCAAGGAGGCGACCACCACACUGCAUGUCCUCGCCCUGCUGCGGGACCUGCUACCCUGCUUCCCUGCAGCCCUGGUGAAGACCUGCUGUGAGACCUUGCUCCGAGUCAUGACCCUCAGCCACGUGCUGGUGACCGCGUGUGCCAUGCAAGCCUUCCACAGCCUCUUCAGUGCCCAGGCCAGUGUGGCCUGCCUGCCGGCUGAGCUCAAUGCCCAGAUCAUCACUGCCCUCUAUGACUAUGUGCCCAGCACGAGUGACCUGCAGCCGCUGCUGACCUGGCUGUCCACCAUGGAGCGGGCACACGUCAACCUGGGCAGGCUGCAGAAGGACCUGUGCUGGGCUCACCUGCCCCGGCUCUUCUCUGCCGCCAUGAACUGCUUCCUGUCCCCACACUCCCAGGUGGUGGUGGCAGCAGCGCGGACCCUGGAGACCCUUCUGAGUGAGUGUGUUGCUCCACACAUGGAGGACCUGGGCACUGUCUCUGCGUCUGCUCCAGCCCCUGCUGCCUACCUAUGCAAGAUGUUCAGAUCAGUGGAGGAAGGCCUGACAUAUCGCUUCCAUGCAGCAUGGGGUGAGGUGCUGCGGGUGCUGGAGGUCUUCUUUAAGACGUGUGGGAAGCAGUGCCACCCCAUCAUGAAGAAGUGUCUCCAGUCUCUGUGUGACCUGCGUCUCUCCCCACACUUCCCCUACACUGCCGAAGUGGACCAGGCAGUGGGGGCUGCCGUGAGCUCCAUGGGCCCUGAGGUGGUGCUGGAAGCAGUGCCCCUGGGGAUUGAUGGCAAGGAGUUGACACUGGAUUUCCCCCGCAGCUGGCUCCUGCCAGUGCUGCGGGACUAUGUGCAGGGUGCACGGCUCAGCUUCUUCACCAGCUACUUCCUGCCCUUGGCAGCUGCACUGAAAAGCAGAGCCCUGGAGUUUACCCAGGCUGGGAAGAGCAUGGAGGCCAAGAUCUACGACACGCUGCAGUGGCAGGUCUGGACCCUGCUGCCUGGCUUCUGCACGCACCCCAUGGAUGUGCUGGAGGCCUUCAAGGGUCUGGCCCGCACCCUGGGCAUGGCCAUCAGCGAGCGUCCGGACCUCCGCCCCACUGUGUGCCAGGCCUUGCGCACCCUCAUCCACAAAGGCUGCGGGACAGAUGCGGAGCGGGCAGAAGUGGGUCGCUUUGCCAAAAAUUUCCUGCCCAUCCUGUUCAACGUGUACAGCCAGGCCGAGGAGGAUGGGGGCAGCAGUGCUCAGCGCCGCUCCGUGCUGGACACUGUCCGUGCUUACCUGACCAUCACUGACCCCCAGAUGGUGUGCGGGUUCCUGCAGAAAGCCAGCCUGAAGCUGACCAGUCCUGAGAGCUCAGAGUUUGCCAGACUCUCCAUCCUGGACCUGGUGGUAGCAAUGGCACCCUAUGCUGAUGAGCAGUCCCUGGACUCCCUGUACCGCACCAUCCAACCUUCCCUCCAGAGCAAGGAGCGCAGCGUGCAGAAGAAGGCGUACCGUGUGCUGGAGGAGGUGUGUGCUGCUCCCCACGCUCCCUGCCAGGCCUUCGUCCACUCCCACCUGCAGGAGCUGCAGACAGUGCUGCUGGACUCGCUCAAGAGUGCAGCAUCCCCAGCCAAGAGGCCCCGGCUGAAAUGCCUGUUGCACAUCGUGAAGCAGCUCUCUGCAGAGCAUGAGCCCUUCAUCACAGCCCUGGUCCCAGAGGUCAUCCUGUGCACCAAGGAGGUGUCAGUGGGGGCACGUAAGAACGCCUUUGUGCUGCUUGUGGAGAUGGGACAUGCCUUCAUCCACUUCGGGCCCACCCCCCAAGAGGGCUUAGAGCGAUUCCUGCUCCUGGUGUACGUGGGGCUCACAGGCUCAGUCACCAUGAUCAGCUGCACGGUGCUGGCACUGACCCGCCUGUUCUUCGAGUUCAAAGAUCACAUGGAGCAGAGUGUGGUGGAGCAGCUCCUGCAGAACAUCUGCCUGCUGCUGGCCUCCCGCACACGGGAUGUGGUGAAGGCAGCCCUGGGCUUCCUCAAGGUCACACUGCUGCUGAUGGACACCAAGCUGCUGGCCAAGCAUGCCCAGGGAAUGCUGGAGGCCGUGGGGAACCUUUCCGAUGACAUGAGACGCCACUUCCGAAUGAAGCUGCGGAACCUCCUCACCAAGUUCAUCCGCAAGUUUGGCUUCGAGCUGGUGAAGGGGCUGCUGCCGGCUGAGUUCCAUAAGGUUCUGGUGAACCUCCGCAAGGCAGAAGCCCGGAACCGCAAGCAGCGUGCACUGAGGCGGGCGGCUGCAAGUGCAGAUGAAGAGGAGGCACCACCAGCACAGCCCAGAGGAGAGAGCAUGGAGGAGAUCCUGGCUGACUCGGAGGACGAGGAGGAGGAGCUGGAGGAAGGGAAGCGGAGCAAGGAGGGGAGGAAGCAAGCACGGCAGAAGGGCCAGGCCUGGCUGAAGGAAGGGGAAGAGGAUGAGCCCCUCAACUUCCUGGAUCCCAAUGUGUCCCAGCGGGUGCUGGCCACCAAGCCAGGCACCAAGCGGGCCAGAGGAGUGAGCCAUGACUUCCGGAUGUCUGAGGAUGGGCGCCUGAUCAUCCAUGAUGAGGAGGAGGAGAUGGAUGAUGAAGCCAAAGGAGCAGACGAGGACAUGGCAGAUGUGCUGCAAGAUGUGGGUCUACGCAGUAAGAAAAGCCAGAAACGUCGGUUCAGAGAGGAUCCAGAUGAUGAGGAACCUGAGGCUGGGUCCUACCCUCAGUACAAAGCUGGAGGCUCUGGGAUCCACCGGCAGCUGAACAAGCAGCCAGCCUUCGGUGCAGAGUACAGAUCCAAGAAAGGUAAAGGUGACGUGAAGAAGAAGGGGCAGCUCGACCCCUAUGCCUACAUCCCCCUGAACAGAUCUAAACUCAACAGAAGGAAGCGUGUGAAGAUGCAGGGCCAGUUCAAGGGCCUGAUGAAAGGAGCACAGCGUGGGGCCAAGGCCGGCCGCAGGAGCCGUCUGAGGGCACAGCGCUCCUGAGAAGCCUCCGGUUGCACUACCCCAGGAUGGACAAUGCCCUGUGGCCUCUGGGCACGGGAGGAUGAGGGCUUCCUGAGUGGAGCAGUGGGGACUCCUCUGCGGAUGGUGGCCUGCGUCUGAGGCUGCCUGGUUGUGUUACAGACUCAUGGCCCAGGCCCUGCCCUCCUGUGCCUGGAGGAAGGGAAGUGUGUGUAUGUGUGCGUGUGUGAGGCAAGGGAUGUGUAAGAGACUAUACUGAUAAAUACCUACUGUUCCUACCCA
Molecule: messenger RNA, 4410 nt
Organism: Melopsittacus undulatus (budgerigar)
Lineage: Eukaryota; Metazoa; Chordata; Aves; Psittaciformes; Psittaculidae
Gene: RRP12
Product: ribosomal RNA processing 12 homolog
Exons: 34
Coding region: 265-4149 (1294 amino acids)
Source: RefSeq, a predicted model, not a curated record